AUCCGGCGUCGUCCUCCGGAGUUCCUUCUCCGUAGUUCUCGUCUCUGAUCAGUACAUCGGUUGCUCUCGCGGUGAACACACUCUGGUCGCUAAGUGAGUAAACCGGUACCUCGUGACGAUUUUUAAAUCGUCAAAAAAGUGAAAAGGAUUCUCAGUUAAUGGAAAAGUAAAUAGAAUUUGUGUGGUUUGAACCUUGGUGUCUCGGCGUUCGGGUCAAGAAUAUGUUUAAAUUUUGAUCUUCGAAAACUUACGCUCGUUAGUUAACGAUUAAAGAAAAAUAUCUCCUCAAUUAGAAACAGCAGCGAAGGAUAAGUAAGCAUAGUGGAAGUAUAGUUUUUAAGUUUACACAAAAGUUUCAUUGGAGAACGUUUGCAACAAAUCUGAGAGUUAUUCAUAAUAAAGAAGAGAGUGACUACGAAAGACUAUUAUUCGAGCGAUGAGACUCACUUAGAAGAAGAUAGUCGUGAAAUAGACAAAUGAGCUCGCAGUGUUUCGAAAAGAAAAAGAGUCACAGGAUGAGAGCUGAAGAUGUGAAGGUGGGAUCGUUCCAAAUAGUUCUACUGUUUCUUUUGGGAAUGAAUUACGCCAUAGUGUCGAUGAACCAUGCCUUGCCAAGCUUUCACAGUCAUACGCCAAAUUUUUACUGCAAGGUAAAGGGCUCCGUUAAUUCCACCAACACGUGCGUGACGCCCCCAGAAAAAUCAACGCCGAAUAUGACGGGUUCGACUUCGGAUAGGAAGGCCGAAUAUUCGUCCUGCGAAACUGGCUACCGUUUCGAUUCCAUCAGAGGCGAGACUACGAUAGUUACGGAAUGGGGUCUGAUAUGCGAGAGAAGAUAUCUUCUGCCUCUGAGCACGAUGCUCUAUUUAUACGGAGUUGUAAUCGGUGCCUGGAUUGCUGGAGUCCUGACCGACCGCGUUGGGCGUCUUCCUGUUUUGGCGAUGUGCCUUUACACGCAGGGUACUUUAGCGGUUGCCCUUUACAUUAUUCAGGACUACCGCGCCUUUUUGGUUGUUCGGGCAUUGCAAGGGGUAUUUGUACAAGGGCUACAAAUCUCUACGUACACGUUACUCUUGGAACUAUUUCCAGUCAGAUCAAGAACUCUGGUGAGCAUGACUUUGCAAUUUGCUGGAGCUAUAGGGCUCCUGCUUUUGGCAGGGCUCAGCUUUGCUGUUGCAGACUGGAGGGUCCUUCAGCUAGCCACAUCGGUUCCCACGGCGGUCACCGUCCUCUACAUCUGGAUCAUACCAGAGUCGCCACGAUGGUUGCUGGCUAAAGGAAAUCUGACGGAGGCUCACAUGGCGUUGGAAAAAAUCGCGAAAUACAACACCUGCUGCAGGAAGCGCAAGGUCAAGGUGGAGGCCGAAAUGGAGGAAGGAAAUACCACAACUAUCACCGAGACCGUGACGCCAGUGAAACCAAAGCGAAAGUCUCGGGUGUCUAACGUUGACCUGAACGAAACUAAAGCGAACGAUUCUCUCACCGAGGAGGCAUCAGAUCUUUUGACGACUCCAGAGCUUUGCGACGGCAGAAUAAUGUUGGACCGUAAAUUCGUUAACGUCAAGGAAGAGAAUAAUUUGCUUACACCGUCGGAAAGCCUGGAGCAAAAGAUAUCAAAUUUAGAGAUGCAGAUGGAAUUUGAAAUGACUGGGGAUGAAGCAACGGGGGAAAGACAAGCCACGCCACCGCCGCCCGCUCCUUUAACCCCUACUGGCAAGGACUCUCAAUCGAAUAAUGGUUCCGAUGAUAAUCAAGAAGUCCCAAAAAUGAUGCCGGAGGAAAUAGUUGAGCUUAGAACAGCGGAAGCGGUGCCGCAGAAGGAAGGUGAGGCCACGAACGAGUCGUUGGAAAAAAAAAAUAAAGAAGACAUCGAAAAUAAAAGUGAAGUAGUAGCAAAUAACCAGACCUUCCUACAACUACUAAGACGAUCAGGACUUCGGAGGAAUUGCAUAAUACUGAUAGUCGUAUGGUUCAGCGUUUCUCUUUCCUAUUGCGGUUUAGUCUUUCAAUUACCGGAUAUAAGCGGCGACAGACACGUAAACUUUGCAAUCGGCGGUUGCCUGGACCUGAUUGCAUACGCGCUCACCCACUUCGUGCUGAUAAAAUGUGGAAGGCGUAUUCCUCUCGGUAUUUAUCUGAUACUGAGCGGAGCUACUUGCAUCGUAAUCGCUGCCAUCAGCAUGCCAAUGCAUGAAAAUUCGUCCUGGACGGGACCAACGAAACUAACGCUGAUUCUGAUUGGAAAAGGAGCAAUGGUGAGUUCCUUGGCAGUGACAUACUUGUACACUGUUGAAUUGUUUCCGACUGUUUUGCGAGGUACGUGUUUGGGAUAUUGCGAAAUUUUCGGCAGAAUUGGCACUUUGAUAGCACCGCACUUUACAGUACUGGGCACAAAAACAUGGGUCGCAGUACCGAUUUCGAUAAUGGGAACACUGUGCAUUGUGUCGGGAAUCUUGAGUCUGGCUCUUCCAGAAACGCUGAACAAUCGUCUGCCCGACACUAUUGAGCAAUCGGAAGGUUUAUUUAACAAAAAUUGCGUCAAGUGUUAUAGUAACGAAGAGGGAUCGGCGAGAAAAACGAAUAACAAACGGCGCACCGCACUCGACGAACAAAACGAGCGUGACAUACUAAGGGAGAAAUUAUUUAACGACGAUAACGAUGGAAAAACAUGGGUAGAAGCCGGAAAUGGAAUUAUUGUUAAUUUUUCUGACGGAAAGAAUACAGAGUGAAAAUCCGGAAUGACGGAAAUAAGGAGUCGAUGAUGAGUUUUGUAAAUAUAAUAAUAAUAAUAAUAAUAAUACCAACAGUAUAUAUACGUAUGAUAAAUAAAUUAUAGAGGCUAAGAAAUACCAAAGUAUUUAGCGCUAUUUAAUAAUUGUAGAUAAAUUAUCGUCAUAUAAUCGAACAGUACAGGUAUCUUUUUUCGAAGUGCAUCAUAUUUAAACCAUGUAAGAUUAAUGCAGCAGUGAAAUAUUUGUGUAAACAAUUUUCAGCGUAAGUGU
Diprion similis is the source of this 3002-nucleotide messenger RNA. RefSeq names its product organic cation transporter protein-like. The transcript is spliced from 8 exons. Gene Ontology annotation, cellular component: membrane. The record is from RefSeq and is a predicted model, not a curated record. Gene Ontology annotation, biological process: transmembrane transport. Gene Ontology annotation, molecular function: transmembrane transporter activity. The coding region runs from base 477 to 2729 and encodes 750 amino acids. NCBI's taxonomy places the organism in Eukaryota, Metazoa, Arthropoda, Insecta, Hymenoptera, Diprionidae.